GUGCCAAUGGCCACAGACUUACAAUCGCAGCAAGUGUCAAGAUGAUGUCGGCUCUGCUGCGUAAUGCUGCCCGCCGCCCGGCCACGCAGGCGUUCCGCCCGGCCGCCCAGCAGCAGCGCUCGCUGUGGGCCGCGGUGCCCGAUGGACAGGACGCGAACCGCGUGGCCAGCCGCAUGCAGACGAUCCUGGCCGAGGACGGCACGCUCAAGACGCUGUCGCGCAAGCGGUUCCACGAGAAAAAGUGGCAGAAGCGCAAACGCAAAAACGAAGAGCAGACCAUCCGCCGCGCCAACCGCCGCGUCGGCUCCAUGAUCGACUUCAUCCUUCGCCGCAAGAAAUCUGGCCACUAAGCAGCGCGACGUAUCACGGCUAGAACGACAGACUAGAACGAGAAGCUCUUGGUGAAUAUAGGGAAGAUGAUCGGAUGUUAUUGUUUUGCAGAUGCAACAGGUUCCUUCAUUAAGAGAAG
This is a messenger RNA of Phytophthora nicotianae INRA-310, 469 nucleotides long. RefSeq lists its product as hypothetical. The transcript is spliced from 2 exons. Gene Ontology annotation, cellular component: ribosome. Lineage: Eukaryota; Oomycota; Peronosporomycetes; Peronosporales; Peronosporaceae. The coding region runs from base 42 to 350 and encodes 102 amino acids. Gene Ontology annotation, biological process: translation. Gene Ontology annotation, molecular function: structural constituent of ribosome. The record is from RefSeq and is a predicted model, not a curated record.